This is a messenger RNA of Arabidopsis arenosa, 1414 nucleotides long. Lineage: Eukaryota; Viridiplantae; Streptophyta; Magnoliopsida; Brassicales; Brassicaceae. The record is from the annotation of a GenBank genome assembly.
GAGAGAGAAAAAAAGAUCAAAGCUUUACCUAAUUUCUCAGUCAAUGGAGGAAGUAUCUCCGGCGAUCGCAGGUCCUUUCAGGCCAUUCUCCGAAACCCAGAUGGAUUUCACAGGGAUCAGAUUGAGUAAAGGUUACUGCAAUAAUAACCAAUACUCAACUCAAGAUUCCGAGAACGGAGAUCUAAUGGUUUCGUUACCGGAGAGUUCAUGCUCUGUUUCUGGGUCACAUGGUUCUGAAUCUAGGAAAGUUUUGAUUUCUCGGAUCAAUUCUCCUAAUUUAAACAUGAAGGAAUCAGCAGCUGCUGAUAUAGUCGUUGAUAUCUCCGCCGGAGAUGAGAUCAACGGCUCAGAUGUUCCGAGCGAGAAGAAGAUGAUCAGCAGAACAGAGAGUAGGAGUCUGUUCGAAUUCAAGAGUGUGCCUUUGUAUGGAUUUACUUCGAUUUGUGGAAGAAGACCUGAGAUGGAAGAUGCUGUUUCGACAAUACCAAGAUUCCUUCAAUCUUCCUCUGGUUUGAUGUUAGAUGGUCGGUUUGAUCCUCAAUCAACCGCUCAUUUCUUCGGUGUUUACGACGGCCAUGGCGGUUCUCAGGUAGCGAACUAUUGUAAAGAGAGGAUGCAUUUGGCUUUAGCGGAGGAGAUAGCUAAGGAGAAACCGAUGCUCUGCGACGGUGAUACGUGGCUGGAGAAGUGGAAGAAAGCUCUUUUCAACUCGUUCCUGAGAGUUGACUCGGAGAUCGAGUCUGUCGCGCCGGAGACGGUUGGGUCAACGUCGGUGGUUGCUGUUGUUUUCCCGACUCACAUCUUUGUUGCCAACUGCGGUGACUCCAGAGCUGUUCUUUGCCGUGGCAAAACUGCACUCCCAUUAUCCGUUGACCAUAAACCGGAUAGAGAAGAUGAGGCGGCGAGGAUUGAAGCCGCAGGAGGGAAAGUGAUCCAGUGGAAUGGAGCUCGUGUUUUCGGUGUUCUCGCCAUGUCGAGAUCCAUUGGCGAUAGAUACUUGAAACCAUCCAUCAUUCCUGAUCCGGAAGUGACGGCUGUGAAGAGAGUUAAAGAAGAUGACUGUCUGAUUCUUGCGAGUGAUGGGGUUUGGGAUGUAAUGACGGAUGAGGAAGCGUGUGAGAUGGCGAGGAAGCGGAUUCUCUUGUGGCACAAGAAGAACGCAGUGGCUGGGGAUGCAUCGUUGCUCUCGGAUGAGCGGAGAAAGGAAGGGAAAGAUCCCGCAGCGAUGUCUGCGGCUGAGUAUUUGUCAAAGCUGGCAAUACAGAGAGGAAGCAAAGACAACAUAAGUGUUGUGGUGGUUGAUUUGAAGCCUCGGAGGAAACUCAAGAGCAAACCCUUGAACUGAGGCAGAGAGGGUCCUUUUUCUUAAUUUUUAAAUGAAUAUGGGUCUCUCCAAGAAAAAAAGUAUUUACUA